AUGCUGCUACGGCGGUCGGUCCUCUCUGUGCGUUCUCCACACGUCCUUGCACGGCACUUGAGUGCUUCCACCUCCUUCGAUUCCCCUCUACGUCGUGUAUGCGUUGUUGGCUCUGGUCCUGCAGGUUUCUAUGCCACUAAAUAUCUGCUAAAGGAGUAUGCCGGUGCACAGGUCGACAUGCUCGAGGCUUUACCUACGCCGUUCGGCCUCGUCCGCUCUGGCGUUGCACCCGAUCACCCGGAGGUAAAGAGCGUUAUAAACGAUUUUCACAAGGUUGCGGCCGAUACGCGCUUUCGAUUCCUAGGAAACGUGCGUGUGGGUGAGGACGUGACUCUCGCCGAGGUACAACAGCAUUAUCACGCCGUCGUAUUGGCUUACGGCGCAGCGGGAGAUCAUAAACUGGGUGUUCCAGGUGAAAGUUUGAAGGGUGUCAUGUCGGCUCGUACGUUAGUGAACUGGUACAAUGGUCAUCCGGACUUUUGUGACCUGGAGCUGGACUUGAAGCAGAUUGAGACGGCGGUUAUUAUCGGGCAAGGGAAUGUGGCUGUGGAUUGCGCUCGGAUUCUUACCAAGAACGUGGAUCAACUGGCUAUGACCGACAUUGCUGCUCAUGCGAUGGAUGUGCUGCGAAACAGUAGUAUCAAGAAGGUAUUUCUUGUGGGACGACGAGGGAGUGCACAAGCGGCGUUCACGAUGAAGGAGAUUCGAGAGUUGACCAAGCUGGAUGACGUGGCAUGCAUUAUUGACCCUGUUGAUCUAAAAUGCAGUAUGACGUCUGCUUCCAAGCAGGAAAUCAAGGAGCAACGCGCUCGUAAACGUAUGAACGAUUUGCUAAGUAAAGCUGCCGAUCAGUUUGAACAAGCUGGAGAUGCCAAGCGCGUUGUGCAAAUCAAGUUUUUGAGAUUGCCGACGAAGAUCGUUGCCGAUAAGAAUGACCCAGCGCGUGUGGGGUCAAUUUGUCUGGAAAAGAUGAAGCUGGAAGGGGAGCCAAACCGGCAGCGUGCUGUGGGAACUGGAGAGUUUGAAGACAUUCCAUGUAACCUUGUGCUGCGUAGUAUUGGCUACAAAGCACAGCCCCUCGAGGCGGAUAUGCCAUUUGACAAGUGUCGCCACGUAGUUUCCAACGAGCAAGGUCGUGUUGUCACUACUUUGGGCGGUGGUGAGAAAAAGACUGCAGUAGGCUUGUACUGCACCGGGUGGGUAAAGCGUGGUCCAUCUGGCAUUAUAGGCACCAAUAUUAUUGACGCACGAGAGACGGUAGGGUGCAUUCUGGAGGAUUUUGCAACGGGAAGUUUUCUUCAUAGCGAAGAUAGCGCCGAUGGCAAGUUGGGUGGAUUGGAAGCCGUGGAAAAGCUGAUCAAAAAACGUAACCCUGACAAGCAGCUCGUCAGAUGGGCUGACUACGAGCGUCUCGAUGCCGAGGAGAAAUACCGCGGUGAAAUGGUCGGGAAAUCACGUGAGAAGGUGACAUCCGUGACAGAGAUGCUCAAAAUCGCGAAAAGUAUCUAG
Messenger RNA from Peronospora farinosa, 1509 nucleotides. NCBI's taxonomy places the organism in Eukaryota, Oomycota, Peronosporomycetes, Peronosporales, Peronosporaceae. The record is from the annotation of a GenBank genome assembly.